Molecule: messenger RNA, 1767 nt
Organism: Mollisia scopiformis
Lineage: Eukaryota; Fungi; Ascomycota; Leotiomycetes; Helotiales; Mollisiaceae
Exons: 2
Source: RefSeq, a predicted model, not a curated record
CUACCACAACGUCUGGCAUCUUCAACUUGCAAAUCUCUCAUUUCCGACGGUCUCAUGCAAAUCUAUCAUGAUAGCAUGGAAAAUGCAUUAUCAUGCUGGCUGAAUGAGACGACCUGUCCGUAUAGCAUCAGUUCUUCAUCUCGGCACAAUAGACCAAACAUUCUGAAGUCUAUGACCGAGGAGUGGGGCCCCAAUUGGUCAAAUCGAAUCUGCUCACGCGUUUGCCGACUUGACAGGGUAGCUUCCACAACUCGAGAUCGUCCUCUGACGAAAAUGGAGGAUAAGGCAGCAUCUCGAGCUCUCCAGGCUGUCAUUAUGUCAUUCGCAACGCAAUGGGCUCAAUCAAGUCAAAGAAGUGAAAGAGAGUACUCCUCCUUCGUGAAAUUUGAAGGGGUGGCAUAUGGCUCACAGCUAAAUGGGUUUUCACCCGAGGAGCCGGCCUUUGAUGAACCUGACAUUGCGCUAUCUGUGCCCACCGAGUUUGACCGAUUGAUGCAAGAAAGCUCCUGGUACCGGGCUCGUCAAGCGUUGCAGGAAACAGCAGGGAUCCAAUCUUUCAGAGUUAUUUUUGCGCACAUUAUCUUCUCGUUGACUCAGAAGCCCUUGAAAAACUCAAUCGCGGACGAAUUAGAUGACGUUGUACAAUCUGAUGGGCCACCACUAUUUCUUGAAAUAGCACUUCGACAGCUGCAUUCAUAUCGUUUCAAAUUGGACACCUGGGAAAGAGAAAAGGGGAUGCUACGAAGAGAUGCCAACUGCACCCAAACCCAAAGAGACCCUCUCAAUGCUGAUGACCGGAAAACAUUCGACAUGUUAUUUUGGCUGGGGGUUAUGUUCGAUACUCUGUCCUCGGCAAUCCACAAACGCCCUCUUGUCAUUUCAGAUGAAGAUAGUGAUGUUAUUCCAGAACUGGCAUCAGAUCCUUCUGCAAUGAACGGGUAUGAGGAGGAAUUCGAUAACGAAAUAGCGUACGGAAGUUCUUUGACUCAAGGCUCGAACUUGUGGGGGCAAUUCUUCUUUCAACAGAAACGUACGCAGGAUCGCGAGAGUAUUGUUCGAUGGCCAUGCCCCUAUGAAAAAGCAGCAGCAGCACUCAGCGAUGCUGCACCUAUCAAAGUCCUCCUUUUCCGCAAAGUAUCACAUCUCCAAAUCCUACUCUCCCGGCGAGCUAGACAUUCGAGCUUCGAGGAAGGCAUUAGCGCUGCGCUAAGAGUCUAUCAACAUUGGAACGAUGCGUAUGGCCCCUUCAUGCUCGAUUGUAUUGCCAACCAUGACGCCCUUCCACCCCGUAUCCAAUCUUGGUAUAUCGUCCUAGCAGGUCAUUGGCAUCUCGGUGCCAUGCUUCUCGCAGACAUGAUCGAGUUCAUAGAUAAAGCAGAACUGAGCCUUACCUCCAGGCGUCAGCGUCGUCAAUCAUCCCACCUCGUGACAAGACUACAUAUAAAGAACGCAUAUGCGGUAGCAGACCUAGGAAGAUGUUCCUGUCCUCGCAGCAAUGCAAGUUUUCCUAAUUUUCGCGAGUUUCAUUUCGCGGUCAACAAGGGUGCUCUACUCACGGAGCCAUGGACCGUUGUGCUGAUCCGAUCAUUUGCGAAAGCAGCAAUACUGCUCCUCGAUUUGAUGACGCAAAAUCACCAGAAACUUGGGGAGCAUGACGAGAGGGAGCAAAAUAAGGCGCGAUGUGAAUACUGUAUUGAGGCACUGUGGAAUUUGGGGAAGAAGUCAGACAUGGCGUACAUUGCAGCAACUGCUCUAUCCACCGCUCUC